AGCGCGUAAUCCUCACUAUAAGGACACUAGAGCUUUUAGAAGCCAAGGGUUUAAAGUAUACAGUAGUCUUGGGGAAAUUUAUCCCUAUAGACCAUUUCCUUUCCUAUUUUGCUUUUCUCUUCACAGUGUCUUGGAUCAUUUGCGGCCUGUACUCAAGGCUAUGCCUAAUUCUGAAAAUAAUAACACCAGACUCGUCAGAUAUUUUCCAUUGAAUUUGCACGUCUAUUUAAAAUCUGAAAAAAAAUCUGAUACAAAUACAAGAGCAAAGACAAGUUUGUUUUGCAAGCAUAUUACCAGACCCCAGGAGGGUUGAACUGAGGACAGAGAUUGUGAAAGUGUAUAGCAAUAAAACUGAACUGAAAGUAAAUCAGUGGCAUUGCAGCUGCCCAUGAGCUACAGGUUAGAAAGCAUAAGUUGGAAAAGAGUUAAGUAUUUCUUUUUUGACUUGUAUUGUUCAAACACCCCUCCCAUGGGCUUGCAGGGGCUGAUGGCGUCACUCUGGCCCAAGGGUAUUAUAAAUACCCCCUGCAUCACUGGCCCCAACAUCAGGGCUGAAUGUCUGCAGGACAUGCUCACCCUUUGUCUGUCUAUCUUUAUUAGCACUACUCUGCAUUCAGACAGAUGCAGACACCAACAGCCGUCAGAUCCAGACACAAAUCUUUAUGACAAAAAUUGAUGAUUCCGCAGUAAAGUCAGGUGUUAGAGAAGCGUCUGUGCUUUAUUAGUUACCAAGCUUUGUUUUUAGUAUCCUUCCACCAAAAUAUAUUAGGCUCCUGCAGGUAAAUUUAGAAGUGAUAUUUGUUAUUUGUUAUUAGACAUACUGUACAUAUCGUUCUUAGAUUACAUCCCUCCAAGUGUUUUGGCCUCACCUCUGCUGUAGCCAUGUGGGAGUUCCGGUCCAUGGCUUUCUGGCGGGCCGUUUUUGCCGAGUUCUAUGGCACAAUGUUCUUUGUCUUCUUCGGUCUUGGUGCUGCUUUGCGCUGGACCAGUGGUGCUUACAACGUGCUCCACGUGUCCUUCUGCUUUGGGAUGGCGGCUGCGACGUUCAUCCAAUCCAUCGGUCACAUCAGCGGUGGCCACAUCAACCCGGCCGUCACCUUCGCCUACGUGGUCAGCUCCCAGAUGUCCCUGUUCCGUGCUUUCUUCUACAUCUGCGCUCAGUGUUUGGGGGCACUUUCUGGUGCUGCUGUUCUGUAUGGAGUGACGCCAGGUAACAUGAGGGGCAACCUGGCUCUCAACACACUGCAGCCUGGUGUUAGCCUCGGGAUGGCCACAACCAUAGAAGUGUUCCUGACUAUGCAGCUGGUGGUGUGCGUCUUUGCUGUAACUGACGAUAGGCGAAAUGGCCGUAUGGGCUCUGCUGCUCUAGCCAUUGGCUUCUCUGUGCUCAUGGGCCAUCUGCUUGGGAUAUACUACACUGGUGCUGGAAUGAACCCUGCCAGGUCCUUUGCACCUGCUGUUCUUUUCAGGAACUUCAUCAACCACUGGGUAUACUGGGUCGGCCCUUUUAUCGGCGGUGCUAUGGGUGCCUUGCUCUACGACUUCAUUCUGUUCCCACGUAUGCGUGGCUUCUCUGAAAGACUCAACAUUCUUAAAGGCAGUAAACCUGCUGAAGCUGAGGGCCAGCAGGACCCACGGGGCAUGCCCAUCGAGCUCAAAACAUAAGCUCUAUAAACAGUCAGGAAAGGCUGUCGUUCUCACCCUUUUCUCACCUCAACUCACCGAACGCAUACACGAUUCACUGUGCCCACACUUAUACCCUUUCAAUCCUCCUUGAUCUGCACCCAGAGCCAGGGGGUGUUGAAACAUCUCCCACAUCACCUUCACCUCAACUCUUCAGACGGCACGACCUAGAACGAGGCUUAGUAGAAGACUUUGGCAUGUAGGGAAGCGCUCUGUGGCUACAUCUGCUCAGGACAGGGGCGUCUCUUUGAGUUGUAGUGUACUUCAGUAGUGGAAAGCUUUCCGGGUUUCACAGUGUUCUUGAGUGUUCGCUAUUGUUUUUGCAAGUUUUCAGUUUUGUUUUGUUUUUAACUCUUAAUAUAUUAUAGAAAUUUAAAGCAAUUUAAAGGCGACGGAGACAUACUUCUAGUUGUGUGUGUGUGUGUGUUUUACUGGCGUUUUUAUUUUGGCUUUUUAUUCCCAUUAUACCCUGUUUGUAUUUUGUUUUUCUAAGUGAAAGACACCCCCACUUUAUCCAGCAAUGUGUUAUGAGAGAGCAUGCGUUACAGUGAUGUUGUCAUGCAUAAGGAACCUCUUAGGCACGAUAAGGUCAAUGUAGAGGACACUUUCGAGAAGCUCAUUGCUUUUAUAAAAUGGAGACAGAAACAUGAUAAAAUCCAUGGAACCAACUACUGAAUGUUGGAAGCUCUGCUCAAGCUGUGGCAUAACACACUCGGUGGAAAGGGCAUUCUGUACUCUUCCUCAUACUUGAGCUCACAGAUGCCAAUGACUGCUUAGUCACUCUGAUCAUGUGACUGUGGCUGCACUGAAUUUCCAACAAAAUGUAAUUUAUUAGUAAUCAUAUUUACUAUAAAUAGCCCACAACGUGGUGUAGUCUAACAGUAAGCUUUGGUUGCUAAGCAAUAUAACAGACAAUGUUUAGGGGCUUCUGUGGGUAGAAACAAUCCCUUUUAUAAUUCAAAUUUUUUGUCAGUUUCCAGUAGUUUAAGCUCAUUAAGCUCAAACCUGUGUGUGUGUGUGUGUGCGCACGAAUGUGUGAGACUCUGUGUGUGAGUGUGUGUGUGUGUGAGUGUGUGUGUGUGUGUGAGUGUGUGUGUGUGUGUGUGUGUGUGUGUG
Tachysurus fulvidraco (yellow catfish) is the source of this 2799-nucleotide messenger RNA. RefSeq names its product major intrinsic protein of lens fiber a (gene mipa). The transcript is spliced from 4 exons. Lineage: Eukaryota; Metazoa; Chordata; Actinopteri; Siluriformes; Bagridae. Gene Ontology annotation, molecular function: water channel activity. Gene Ontology annotation, biological process: transmembrane transport. Gene Ontology annotation, cellular component: plasma membrane. The record is from RefSeq and is a predicted model, not a curated record. The coding region runs from base 883 to 1665 and encodes 260 amino acids.